This is a messenger RNA of Fusarium redolens, 723 nucleotides long. RefSeq lists its product as uncharacterized. The coding region runs from base 1 to 723 and encodes 240 amino acids. The record is from RefSeq and is a predicted model, not a curated record. NCBI's taxonomy places the organism in Eukaryota, Fungi, Ascomycota, Sordariomycetes, Hypocreales, Nectriaceae. The transcript has a single exon.
AUGGCACGUUUUCUCUUCUUUCUCGCCAUUUUAGGGCUUACAACGGCGAACCUGACUGGCUUCUCUGGCCGAAAGGGCACAUUAAACCGCGACUUCGCAGGCAUAGGCAGCAUCUCGUUGGCUUUACCCGCCUCCUGCUCUUCUUCCGAGACCGACUGCGGCGGAUCCUGCAUUGCUGGCUCAGGAGAAUGCUGCUCUGCGAGCGAAGGGUCUUACUGCGAAUCGGGAAAAUACUGUACUGACGAUGGAUGCUGCCCUAAGGGCGAAAUCUGCACUGGAGAGGCAGCUGGUUGCGGCACCGGUAAACAGCUUUGCGGCAAAUAUUGCAUCCCAAAUAGCGCUGUUUGUUGCAGCGAUGGCAGCUAUUGCAAUAGCGGGGAAACCUGCACCAGCGACGGAUUCUGCUCCAAGGGCAAGGGCAGCGGCAGUAACGACAAUAACGACAAACCUACCGAGACAGACGACAACGACAGUCCCACCAAGACAGACAAUGAUAACGACGAUCCCACAGAGACAUUCCAACCGCAACCAACAAUUACCUCUGCAAGUGGAGACAGCGAUCAGGGAAACACGCUUUGCAAGCGUAAGGGUCGAAGUGGAGGCGGUAAUGGCGAUAAUGGUGACAGUGGUGACGAUGACGGCUGCAGCGGUAAUGGUGCUGGGUCGACGCUUGCGCCGAGUUUCGCAAGUGUCCUAUUGGCAGUCUUUGUUUUAAUGCUGUAA